Molecule: messenger RNA, 2289 nt
Organism: Macroventuria anomochaeta
Lineage: Eukaryota; Fungi; Ascomycota; Dothideomycetes; Pleosporales; Didymellaceae
Exons: 1
Coding region: 1-2289 (762 amino acids)
Biological process (GO): transcription by RNA polymerase III
Cellular component (GO): transcription factor TFIIIC complex
Molecular function (GO): protein binding
Source: RefSeq, a predicted model, not a curated record
AUGUCGCGCCGUCAGUCGCGCAACAAAUCGACAACAUCAUAUCGUGUCGAGGAAGAAUACUCUUUCCUCGAUGAAGACGACGAGGAUGCAGAGCUAUCUCGAUCGCGAAGACCAGUCAUACAGGACGACGAGGAAGAUGGCGACGAUUUUAUGCCUGACGCCAAUGCAGAGGAGGAACAGGAAGACGACUUCGACGAAGAGCUCGUAGAGGAGGAGGAAUCGGAAGAUGAGGCGGCUGCAGACGAAGAAGCUUUGGCGCAGGAGUCGUCCAACAUCGAUGUUGAUGAUGUCGAAGUCACGCUCUUGCGUCCAACCACGGGCAAAGGAAAGAGCAAGCCUGUUACGCGCAUCUUGCCACAAAGCCCAGCACCCAAAGCAGUUGCUCCGGUGCAAGUACCUCACAGCUUCGCUCGAAGUGGCGGGAGGAAAGUCAACAUGGACGAUGACAAGAUGCGGUCUCGAGGUAUCGCCGACUUCAGCAAGCAAGGAGGUCAGGAAGUACGGUUGAAGGAUCUUUUUGGUCCUGCUCUUAGCGACCUCAAGCCAAUUUUGAAGACCAGGGACGAAUGGAGACUGCAAGAAACGUUGCCCAUCCGGGACUCCGGAUUGAAGAGAAGCCACUUCGAAAGCGAAGAGGCAAGAGCAAAAGACGAGAAGCUCAUGCAGACAUGGUACGCCAAAAGUGGACGAGAAGAAUUCGCGGACGGUCAGAAGAUUUCCAUCCUGAGUCAAGAGCAAGGCGCUAAGUACAUGCUCAAUGACGGUGCUCAAUCGAUUAACGUCCUCAUGGGCACAACCACUAACCCACAACAACAUCCGCUCAGGAAGAAUUCGUUCGUCAACGUCGCAGAUCCCUUCGAAGACAAGGAGCAAAGACGGGGCUGGCUUUUCCAUUUGGGAGCACGCGUUCAAGACGCUCAAUGGAUGACAAAUGAAGACGGAGGCACACAGUAUCUCGCUGUUGCUGUCGAGCAGAAAGACAUGACAGCUCAACAUCCAGCGCCAAUGGAACAACCGACAGCGCCUGCCUUCUCUGCCACAAAGCCGUUCGCUGCAUCGAUCCAGAUAUGGGCGUUCGAGUCUACUGAGGAGCAUGCACUUGACCCUUCAAAGAAACCGAGGCUUGCUCUGGUCAUCUGCACCGACUGGGGCGCGCCAAAGCAAUUCAGAUGGUCUCCUAUUGCGCUACAUAAUCGCCACGAGCCGUUGGGAGAUGUUGAGACGGUCGACAUUGGUUUUCUUGCGGGCAUAUGGUCAGACGGGCGAGUAAGAGUGCUCAACAUCGAGAUUCCCAAAACCGAGGCGCAAACAUCUAAUCCUAUCUUCAUGUACUUCGCGCAGGCAGCAUUUGAUGCUGCAAUACCGCAAGCAGUUCCCACAUGCCUCCAAUGGCUCUCUGGCUCCACUCUCGCCGUUGGAACCUCUGCUGGCACGCUAGCCAUCUGGACCUUGACACGCCCAGGAACCCUAUCACGAACACCCUCAGAAGUCUGCAUUCCUAGGCCCUGGUUCUAUAAACAGAUUGGAGACACCUACGUCCUGACACUCCUAUCUGGCUGGCCGUCACAACCCCACUUUCUCUCAGCCAGCACAGCAGACGGCUUUGCACGACUCUACGACAUCCGCUCCCCUGACGCGGACACCGUCGCUUCAGUCCGCGGACGCGUGCUAGUCGUCACUCAAGCAUGGCACGAUCACACCCAGUCCUUCAUCAUGCCGGACGAAUACUACAUACUGAAGCACAACAACAUCCGUCGUUUCUAUCAUAACAUCUACAGCGCGCGAGCGGAGAGCAGCAUCGUGCGCGUCGCUGCGAGCCCAGUACAUCCCGGUGUCCUGAUUGGAGGUGCGAAUGGGGCUGUGUUCGCGGCUAAUCCUGUGGCGCGAGUGGUUAAUACGAAGGUUGUACCGUGGCAGCAGAAUUGGUUUGUGCACGAAUGGAGACCGCCGGUGGAGAAGAUGGUCGUCACGCCAUCUGGUCAGAAUUUCGAGAUGCAAGACGAAGAUUUCCAGGAAGUAUCCAACCCUAAUGCUGCUAAAGUACCGCCAUCCGUCCUGUCUGUGCCAAUGGUGCGCAUUACGGAAGGUUACAGGGCUACACAGCCAGGGAUUUCGUACUCUACCACAUCGAGAAAGAAACCGGAGAACGAGACCAGUACGCUUAUCACUAUCUUCGAAGAGCAGUCCUCGAUCAGUGCACUGGCGUGGAACCCAAACCUGAAGUUUGGGACCUGGGCCGUGGCAGGGAUGAACAGUGGACUGCUGCGCGUGGAGGAUGUUGGUGUCUAA